AAAUUUGAGUGCGUUUGUUACGGUGUUGGUUUAGGUUUUUCGUUAAUUUUCUUGUUCUCCAGAGGAAUAGCAUACGAAAAGUUGUGGAGCGCCGUGAUUAUGGUUUCGCAUUCACUUUGGCACUUAAUGAUAAGUAAUCUGCGAGGUGACUGAUUUCUAAAAGUGUAUGCUGAAAUAUGACACGAGAAUGCUAAAGACAUAUAAAACACUUGUUACCUUAACGUCUUUGUUUGCGAGGUACUUGGCGUAUCGGUCCUUAAUUCAUUUUAGCACGAAUGUAUGUGUAAGCCAAGUAUGUGGGCGGGAUCACUUGAAGUAAUGCGAGCUUUCAAUGUCAAUCUGUCAGUAUUAUUUUUAAGGUCAUGGUUAAAAUACUGAUGUUUACUAGCAUAUCACUGUGAGGUUGUACUUACUGCGUCAAAGUGGUAGUCGCUGUGUAUCUACUCUUGACAGUCAUUAGACUAAUCAAAGUCCGCUUAUGUAUAAAAUAAGAAUAUGAAAGAAGUUAACGUAAGCUUUAGAGCUUUUGCUACCAGCUUUAAAAUGACAUAGCAUUAUAGUGCACACACCUAAUGCACAUUUCGGAAAAUAAAACUCAUCUACUAUGACGGGUGAAUUUUGUGAUGAACGAAAAAAGUUGGGACCAUAUUCAAGUAUUUGGUUUCAUACCUGUUCCAGCAUUAGUUUGCUUCCACGUUCAGUCAUAGUUUCUGCAUAUUUAUUAUUAGAAAUUAUUACUAGAAAUCUUGGAGUUAGAACCGACCAUAAGACAAGAUCAAAGAAGUAGCUCCAGCAAUUUAGUUGAUAUGCUCUAGAGCUAAGGGCCGAACUACGAUCCUAGGAGGACUUUGAAACGAAUCUUAGGUGACCUUGAUAAAUAUUAGCCAAUCAGAAGACGGCCAAUAUGCAGUAAAAAUAUAUUAAACAACAUCAAAGAAAUACAGUAAGUACACUUCUUUUACAUGGUUCAAAAACUUGUCAAGGUUAGAAAGAGGUGCAAAGAUUUUAAAAGCGUAUUGCAUAAGGUAGAUGAAAUCAUCCAUGUGGCUCCAUAAUGCUUGGUAACUAAAGCCAUGAUGAAGUCACAACACUCUCUCAGCCUCGACAACAUGGCUUCAAUAUUGUUUUUAUGUACUCCGGUUAUAUAAGUUUGUCAGUUUUAUUACGCAUAUAUCCCUACAACACUCAUAUGUUUGAACAGCCGAGGCUUCAGUAUCACCUGCGAAUAUUGCAGCCAAUACUACUGGUGCCUCUAUUAUACAUUUUACAGCAAUUAUUAUAAUUUGCUUUAGUCUCAAUCUGGAUCGAGAGAAGAAAGUUCCUAUUCUAGCAGACUUCUUCCUCUAACAUAGAAAGAUAACAUCAUCAUGGUAGUCUGCGCAAGGUCUACAAGUUAACUGAUUACCACAAUUACAAAUAAAAAAACUUAGUAGUCCCAUUUAUUGUAGCCGCUUAAUUGUCACGUUUUCUCUAUAAUCCUCUGUAAACCGAUUGUACAUGAGCAUCAAGUACUGAAAUUGGCGCUGUGACCUUAAAAUUCCUACGACGCUUCUCAUUGGCUCGUCCAUAAAUUAUAUUCCCGUCGUCUAAAUUCUGAAUCAUGCUGUUUCCUACUUUAGGAUUUCUAAACUAUACAAUUUUGUUAGCGUAGAUAGGAACUACGAAGUCACUCAGUUUUUUUCCUUUGUUGUUAGACUUCUUCGUUUACUGUCUUGGUUUUGUUUUCACUAGGCGUCGAGUGUUGUAACGUCACGUGAAAAAAAUGUCCAAAAGCCUAAUAAUUUUUAUUUUUUUCUGUUAUCCAGUAGUUCCAGUGGAACCAUGCUUGAUCUUCGCCACUAUUAUGGUAGAAAUAAACUUUACUUCUUAAGACUUCGUCGAUUCUGCCAGUUUAUUUUAAAUCUCGACAAGGAUGGAUUUUAUGACAAUUGGCUGGGAAAAGAAUCUUAUUCCACCUUGAACACAGCUGAGGAUUUUAGACUGCUACAUUCCGAGAAAGCUCGCGUUAUUUGUGCUAUGUGGUACUUCUUGUCGAGGCACAAGUUUAAAGAGGCUGCUAGAUUGCUAGCUCACUCGAUUCAUGCAUAUCCAAUGUCAUCGACCUGGGUUUGGCGGGUUGCAUUCCAUAUAUUCCAGUGUUUGAAGGAUGAUGUUGGCUUGAGAACAUUUAAUAGGGUUUUAGAUGGGUUUCUUUUGAGUGAUGAAAAUAACCGUAUAUUAGAAUUUAUAUUGUAUGAGAUCAGCAAAGGAAACUUGAAUGCUAUACAGUUUUGUCGCACAAAUAAACAGCCUAUUCAGCGAAAUAAAUAUGCAAGUCUUCAUACAGUCUUGACUAGAGAGCCAGAAUUUGCACAUGUUCAGCGAUUACAACGACUCUAUGAAGGUUACAGCUUUUAUGGAAUGUGGCUUAAACAAAUUAAUUCAUUAGCAUCACCUAGUGAUCCUGAAGACAUUCAUGUGACAGCCGAUAAUUUAGCUGAGAAAGCUUACCAUCGAUUACAAGAAGUUGAAGCUCUCGUUUCUGAGGGUCAUUUGUGCGACACCUUUGUUAGAGCAUUUAUUGAAAUACUGCAGUAUUUUAAUGAAUGUACACGUGCACAUGCCUUACUACUUAGUUACGCUCAAAAAGUACCUGAAAACCCAAACACAUUAAGAUAUUUAUGCGAAUGGUAUAAACGUCAACAUGUACCAGUUACUCAUCCAUCGGCAGUUUUGUCUCCAUCUCAUCCAAUAACCAAAAACUGUCAUGAUUCCUCAGCAUGUAGUUUAGAUCUAAGUGAUGGUAACACAACUGUUGAUGAAACUACGCAGUCACAUACCGCCCAUCAAAAGAAAUCGCCCAAAAGUUCGAAAAACUCAAAAAUCUGUUUAGAAUAUCGUAUAUCAUUUAGCAGGCGUACAUUACCUGAACCAGCUCCUAACCUGCCUGAUAAUUAUGAAUCUAUGUCGAAGAAAGAAGUGAAAAGUCUAUUAAGAAGAAAUCAUGGCCAUUUACCAACUAUAAUUUCUUGUUUAAAACGUAGAAGAUUUUCUGAUGCAUUGGAUCUAUCAUUUUUAUUGCUUGAUCAUCCAUCGUGGGCUGUAUACUGCGAACCUUGGCGCCUCUUACGGAAAAGUAUAUUAUGCAUCGGCAAAACAAAUUCCCAGGUUUUACGUGCAUGGACUAUGCGAAAGAGAUAUUGGAAUAAAUUGCACUUUUCUUUACCUAAUUUACCUGUUAUUGCCAAGUCUAUGAAGUUAUUGUUGAAUAAACUCGAUCUGACCGAAUCCAAUCAGUACAGUGAUGAGGAAUCGAAAUUGAAUGAUCGUUUAAAUGUCCAAUUAACAAUUGUUACUAAUAUGAGACCUGUUAUUUUUCAUGAGUUUCCCAAUACAGACUUAUCUUGA
This is a messenger RNA of Schistosoma rodhaini, 3387 nucleotides long. The record is from the annotation of a GenBank genome assembly. Lineage: Eukaryota; Metazoa; Platyhelminthes; Trematoda; Strigeidida; Schistosomatidae.